Messenger RNA from Chrysoperla carnea, 1113 nucleotides. RefSeq names its product DNA-directed RNA polymerases I and III subunit RPAC1 (gene Polr1C). Gene Ontology annotation, cellular component: RNA polymerase I complex; RNA polymerase III complex. The record is from RefSeq and is a predicted model, not a curated record. Gene Ontology annotation, molecular function: protein dimerization activity; DNA binding. NCBI's taxonomy places the organism in Eukaryota, Metazoa, Arthropoda, Insecta, Neuroptera, Chrysopidae. Gene Ontology annotation, biological process: DNA-templated transcription. The transcript is spliced from 6 exons. The coding region runs from base 58 to 1074 and encodes 338 amino acids.
AUUUAAAGUAAAUUUGUAUAAAUUUUCAAAAUAUUUAUAAACAUAUAAAUUUACAAGAUGACUUUAAAUGAUGAUAAACCGCGUGUUAUAUUACAAGAAUACAAAGUUACUCAUAAUGUUCCAUCAGCAGAGACAAUAUUCGAUGAAGAAUUUAACAUAGAUACAUUUAAAAAAAGAUUUCGAGCAGUCGUUGUUCGAUAUAAUAAUUUAGAAAUGGAAAUAGAUUUAAUUGGUAUUCAUCCAUUUAUAGCCAAUACAUUCCGUCGUAUAAUGCUUAGCGAUGUACCAACAAUGGCCAUUGAUCAAGUUAUAAUUGCAAAUAAUACAUCAAUAUUACGUGACGAAGUUUUAGCUCAUCGCAUUGGAUUAAUUCCAUUGAAAGCAGAUCCAAGGCUAUUUGAGUUUAGACCUGAUGGUGUCACGGAAGAAAAUGAACAAAAUACUUUAGCAUUUGAACUAAAAAUAAAGUGUACAAGCAAUGCAGGAACUCAAAAAGAUUCAACAUUGCCAGAGGAUAUUUACAAAAAUUCGAAUGUAUAUUCAAAGCAUAUCAAAUGGUUACCAAUUGGCUCACAAGAAAGUAUGUACAAGGAAAAAGAUGUCGGUCCAGUUCAUAACGACAUUCUAAUCAAUAAACUUAGGCCAGGUCAAGAAAUUGAUCUAAAAAUGAUUGCAGUCAAAGGUGUGGGGAAAGAUCAUGCAAAAUUUUCUCCAGUUGCAACGGUUUUGUAUAGAAUUUUACCGGAUAUUCGUUUAACACGUGAAGUAUCUGGUGAACAAGCUCAACGUCUUCAACAAUGUUUUGCACCCGGUGUUAUCGAAUUGCGUUCUAAUGGUCCUUCACCAGAACAGCGUGUUGCGUAUGUGAAAAGUGCACGAUACGAUACAUGCAGUCGAAAUGUUUUUCGAUAUGAUGAUUUAAAAGAUGCUGUGAUCAUGAGUCGAAUAAAAGAUCAUUUUAUUUUUAAUAUUGAAUCAACGGGCGCUUUGGCACCGGAUGUGAUAUUUAUUGAAGCUAUAAAAAUUUUAAAACAAAAGGCGACUGCGUUAUUAGAAGCUUUAGAAAAUAAGUAAUAUAAUUUUUGUAUUAAAAAAUAAAAAAUAUUUCGUUUU